Molecule: messenger RNA, 332 nt
Organism: Staurois parvus
Lineage: Eukaryota; Metazoa; Chordata; Amphibia; Anura; Ranidae
Source: the annotation of a GenBank genome assembly
GGGGUGGCUGUGGACGUGGUAUACUUGGACAGAGGGGUGGCUCUGGACAUGGUAUACUUGAAUAGAGGGGUGGCUCUGGACAUGGUAUACUUGAAUAGAGGGGUGGUGGUGGACGUGGUAUACUUGGACAGAGGGGUGGCUAUGGAUGUGGUAUACUUGGACAGAGGGGUGGCGGUGAACGUGGUAUACUUGGACAGAGGGCUGGUGGUGGACAUGGUAUACUUGGACAGAGGGGUGGCGGUGGAGAUGGUAUACUUGGACAGUUCCCCACACACGGCUAAUGUGUAAGGUAAAGUCUACAGGCUUGGAAAAAUCUGUAUGUAAAUGGAUAG